Molecule: messenger RNA, 8008 nt
Organism: Portunus trituberculatus (swimming crab)
Lineage: Eukaryota; Metazoa; Arthropoda; Malacostraca; Decapoda; Portunidae
Product: mucin-17-like
Exons: 9
Coding region: 1-6975 (2324 amino acids)
Biological process (GO): regulation of mitotic nuclear division; regulation of chromosome segregation
Cellular component (GO): nucleus; chromosome
Molecular function (GO): DNA binding; protein binding
Source: RefSeq, a predicted model, not a curated record
AUGCGCGGGUAUAUUGUGGCGACUAUCCUGCCUUUCCUAAAUCGUGUAGUGUAUGUCCGUCUGUCCAGCAGCCACACCCGCCACAGCACACAAUCAUGUCAUGACUCCGCUGCCUGUCAUCCCCCCCGCCCCCUCACUGCACCUCCACACAUCAGAUAUGUAGAAGUGUGUCUUGCCAAGUGUGGGCCAUGCUGUGCUAUGCUGUGCUGCCUCCGCGCUGCCACACCUGCUAACUAUACCCACACGUGCACUUACACUUACUUAUACCUCACCGCCACCACCAUGAAGGUUGUUGGGUAUGUCGUGGUGAUCAAACGCAGUGGGGCAGAUGGGACACCCUACCCCAUGGUCCACUCCAGCUGCUCCAUUGGCCGCAACAUUGAAUGUGACAUCCGGGUGCAGCUCAACUCUGUGUCCCAGCAGCAGUGUCGCAUUGAUGUGGACCCCAGCGGCAAGGCAUACCUCACCAACAUGACCCAGAAUGGCCAGACAAUGCUCAAUGGGUACUCGCUGGCCCCCAAGGAGGUGUGCAUGUUGAACCACAAGCAAGUCCUUAGUGUCGGGGAGAGGAAGUUCCGGUGGGAGUACCCUGAAGGAUCAUCCCUGGCCGUCAGUGCCCCCAGCAGCAUUCCAUCAGCUAACUAUAAGAUCCUCGUACCCGUAGACAAGUCACCGGUGUAUCAUCCCAUUGCUAAUAGAGGAGCCGCAGCUCACAGGUGGAGCAUUGAUGAGCUGUCAGAGGCCAAGAGAAAGAAGGUUUCCUUUGGGCCACAGCUGAACCCUGAGCACUUUGACAAGCUCCUGCCACCUGCUACUCCAGUCAGUAAGGGAGACAAGCCAAACAGUACUCCAACCUUAUCGAUGGGCAGUGCUAGGAAGCCUGGGAGGGCGUCCAUUGCCUCCACCUACGAGACCAUUACAGAGAAUGCCCCUGACACUCCAACCAAGAGCCUGCUGCGGCGAAGGAGCCCCACCCCAGUCAAGCCUUACCUUGCCCGCAGCCUUGGCAUCAACAUGGCCAAGCUGCAGGAGGAAGAUUCUUCCUCCGUCCACUCCCCAGAGAGAGAAGGUUCAGACACCACUCAGGCCCAAACCACAAUGAACACUGCAAAGUCUCCCAAAGUUUCAGGAAGCACAGAAACAACAUCCAAGAGAACAGCCACACCUGUGUCAACACCUGGCCAGAAGACACCUAGGAAGAUACAACCAUCACCAGCCUCUGCUUCCCUGGCAAGGCUGACUCCCAAGACUCCAGACACAUCACUAUGCAAGACACCAAAGUCAGGCAGCAAGAUUUCAGCCAUAGCAACACCCAAGACCUCAAAAGUAGAAUUAUCCAACACUCCCAAGUCAACUCCUAAGAUCUCGCCCAAAUCAAGCCCCAAAACCCCAAAGUCCAUCAAAAAGGUCAUAUCCACCAAAAUAGCUCACCAGAAACUUGUAUCCCCAUACAUUUCUGCUCGCACCUCACCAAAGUCAGAGAAGACAACACCCACCCGUGGUCCUGGCCGUCCCCGCAAGUCAGAGAGUCCUCAGGCAGCACCAGGCAGGGUAUCACCAAACACACAGGAGGACUUCAAAGUUAAGGUGUCACCCAAACGGCCAGCAGACACAUCCCCUGAAAUUCCCCCUCAGAAGAAGCUAAAGAAGCUCUCUACUUUGCCCUCCACUGCAGCAACACCCAAAGUUGGAAAUGCAAGAGUGCCGUCACCAAAGACUCCUAAGAUGACGACACCCAAGUUUGUCACACCAAAGAAGUCCAGUAAGCAUGUCAGUCCCAAACUUCUUACUCCAAAGGUGUCCACUGUGAAGCACGGGACUCCAAAGAAUUCCCUUGCGCUAACCCCCAAAAGUUUGACAAAAGCUAAGAACAUCACCAGCCCCAAGGGAACACCUGCUACACUAAAGUCUCUUAAAGCUGUCACUCCUAAAAGAUUGUCUCCUAAGACUGCCACACUCAAGCUGUCAACACCCAAGUUUGCAACACCUAAGAAGCUAGCAACACCCAAGAAACUGUCAUCACCCAAGUCUGCAACACCCAAAUCUGUCUCUCCCAAGCUGUCAACACCCAAGAAACUGUCAUCACCUGAAUUUGCAACACCCAAAUCUGCAUCUCCCAAGCUAUCAACACCCAAAUCUACAACACCCAAGAAACUGUCAUCACCUAAAUUUGCAACACCCAAAUCUGCCUCUCCUAAGCUGUCAUCACCCAAGUCUGCAACACCCAAGAAGCUGUCAUCACCCAAAUCUGUGACACCCAAAUCAGUCUCUCCCAAGCCUUCCUUUCGUAAGAAUGUGUCACCUAAGUCUGCAAGUGCCAAGGAUCUGUCAACACCCAAGUCUGUCUCUCCUAGAAAUGUGUUGUCUCCUCAGUCUGCAAGUCAUAAGAGGCCACCAACUCCCCAGUCAUCCCCUAAGUUUGUCACACCAAAGAGGGUGUCAACUAAGGCCGCCGGUUCUAAGCGGCUGUCAACUCCAAAGUCUGCCUCUGCUAAGACACCAUCAACUCCCCAAUUUGCUAACCCUGAGGUGCUUGCAUCCCCUCACUCUCUCACUCCAUGGUCCGUGAGUCACAUGACAUUUGCUACACCCAAGUUUGCCAGUCCUGAAGUGAUGGCUGCCCCUGCUGCUGCCAGUCCUACACUCACCAGCCCCAAGACCUUAACUCCACCCCAGUCUGCCAGUCCCAAGGCUGCAGCAACACCCAAGAACAGCCCAUCAAGGUCAGCCAGUGGGAAGAGGUCAGUCACACCCAGGCAUCUCUGCCAGUCCCAGGAACACCAAGACUCCUGCAGCAACACCACAGGCUGCUACCCCGCCAAGUCUGCUAUUCUCAAUUCUGCCCGUAAGAGGGUCACCAUCAGGAGCCAGUCUUCUGCUACACCAGGAGUCAAGUCUGGUAAGCUGUCCAGGGUGCUGAAGGCCAAGACUCCGAAGUCAUGGGCUGAAGUGCUGAAGAAAGGGUUGGCUGGGAAAAGAAUGGCCCUUUCUCGCUCCCAGAAGGCUCGGGUGCUUCUUGCAGGAACCCAAAGCCUGCAUAAGCCACACAGGUUGACCAAGCGCUCCCAGAAGGCAGAGGAAGUCACUCCAAUCACCUCCACAACAAAUGCUUCCACCACUGGCCACGCCAAUUCCCCAGCUCCAAUCAUCAUUCGCGGCAAGACCACCCGGACGCCCAAGGUGUUCCGCAAGGGUCAGAAGCAGCAGUGCCUUACCAGCCAGCCCAGUCUUGGCAGUGAGAUGGACAGUUGCAUUAACCUGGAUGGUCUAGCCUCUCUGAUGUCCACCCCUAAGGCACCAGUGGAAGGAGGAAGUGUAGUGUCUCCCCCGACCAAGACAAGGGCCUCAGCCCGGAGCUCCCCAGCACAGCAGCAACACAAGGACCAGAGUUGCUCACCCGCCAUGUCAUCCGCCAGCUACAACUCCAACACUUCCGUCAACAUGACCAACUUUGACUUCUCUGCUGUGAGGACUCCUGAGGUCACCAAAGACCACUUUGUGUCCUCUCUGGAGACUCCUGCUCUUUGCAGAACACCAGAGAGUGUCCUUAGAGACCCCACUGACAAACUAAUGGCAGACUCCCCAGUGCAGGUGCCCAUAGAGUCUGAUGCCACCACCUUUGACUUUGGCAGUGCCCACACUCCAGAUGUGACUCGGGAUGAGUUUGUCUCUCCAGUGAGCGCCAGGUCAGACCGCCUCUCCCGCAGUGCAAAGACAUUCAGGAAGUCCUCACAGGAUGUAGCCAAAAUUUUGGCAAUCCCCAGGACUGCUGUCUCCACCCCUAAACCACAGGUGAAGCACUCCCACACACCAAGGAGUCUCCCUGCAGAUUCUCAAUUGGAGGAGCAACAAAAUACAAGUGUCCAAGAGAGUCCACACAAAACCUCUAACACUGCCUCACCCGACAAGCCAACAGAAAACAGUGAUUUGGUGCAAGAAACCCCCACCACAAGGCAUGGCAGUACUCUGAAGACUGCAGGAACAUCGUCUCAGGCCGACUAUACUGAUGUUGCUGGUGUGAAGAGACUCCUCCGAACACCCAAGCCUGCAGCAGAGUCACCUCAGGCUGACUACACUAAUGUUGCAGGCAUGAAAAAGUUGAUGAAGACACCCAAGCCUGUUGCUGAAUCACCUCAGGCUGACUACAACAAUGUUGCAGGCAUGAAGAAGCUGAUGAAGACACCCAAGCCUGCAGCAGAGUCACCUCAGGCUGACUAUACUGAUGUUGCGGGCAUGAAGAAGCUGAUGAAGACACCCAAGCCUGCUGCUGAAUCACCUCAGGCUGACUACACCAAUGUUGCAGGCAUGAAGAAGCUGAUGAAGACACCCAAGCCUGCUGCUGAAUCACCUCAGGCUGAUUAUACCAAUGUUGCAGGCAUGAAAAAGUUACUGCAGACACCUAAGCCUGCUGCUGAAUCACCUCAGGCUGAUUACACUAAUGUUGCAGGCAUGAAAAAACUGAUGAGAACACCCAAGCCUGCUGCUGAAUCACCUCAGGCUGACUAUACAGAUGUUGCAGGCAUGAAGAGACUCCUGCGAACACCCAAGCCUGUCGCUGAAUCACCUCAACCUGAUUACACAAAUGUUGCAGGCAUGAAAAAGUUACUGCAGACACCCAAGCCUGUGGCAGAGUCACCUCAGGCUGAUUACACCAAUGUUGCAGGCAUGAAGAAGCUGAUGAAGACACCCAAGCCUGCUGCAGAGUCACCACAGGCAGACUACACCAACGUUGCAGGUGUAGGAAAGUUACUGAGGACUCCCAGACCAACUGUGGCAUCUCCCAAAGCUGGCUAUUCCAAUGUGACCGGUGUGGACAAGCUGUUGAGGACGCCUCAGCCUCAAGGACGUGUGCCAGAGGCUGAUUACACCAAUGUGGCAGGUGUCAAAAGACUACUGGGGACACCCAAGCUGGCAGGGGCUUCACCUACUGCAGAUUACACGAAUGUUGCCGGUGUGAGACACCUCAUGCGUUCCCCGAAGACUCCUCCGUGUACACCUGAAACUGACUUCACAGGUGUUGAUGUUCUACUCACCACACCUGAACCAUACUUGGAGGAUGGCCAGGUGGCAAGGCAUGCCAGCCCCAAAAGGACCAGAAAGACACCUUUGGCAGACCAGACCAAUGUUGACCUCUCCCAGGCCACUGUGGAAGGUGGGAAAAGGAAGGUGGUGAACCUUCAGGAAUUGUCUGCAUCCUCCACCUCUCCAUCGGAAAACAUUCCACCCAGUGGUGAGGUAGAGGAGUCAGGGAUCCGGAGGUCCCAGCGGAACACCAAGGCUACCGGUGAGGAGACUGUGGUUACACCAGUCAGGCAGGUCAGAUCCAGAAAGAAGAUUGAGGAAUGCGUCUUGGAACUGGUGCAGUCACCAGUUAGAACCACUCGGUCCUUGAGGUCCACACCACUAAGUGAAAGACCAACACCCACAAGAACAUCAAAAAGAACUGCUGCCAGGAAAGAGAAGGAAACAAAACCAUCAUCCCCACAAAGUGAAUCAGUCAAGUCUCCCGUUGCAGUGACAGAGCCACUGACAGUCCUGCAGGUCAGUAGUGAUGCGAGUGCAUCUGCAGCCACUCCAGAUCUUGUCGAGACACCAGUAAAGACCAAGUCUAGAGGAAGACCACUCAAGAAUACAGUGCUGGAAGUCAAGAGUGCCAGUACAGUGGAAAGAAAGGAUGACACACCUGUGCUGAGAGGAAGAGGGAAGAGAGCAGCAGCUUCUCAGUCUCCUCCACCUGCUGCCAAUGAAACUCCAGUGAAGGAAUUGGUGGUAAGUACAACUGAAAAUGACAAACCACAAAGAACGAGAGGCAGGAAGACCAAGACUGAGACUGUUGACAUGUUGGAGGAAGAGAAGAUUCCUGUUGCGGAGGAAGUGGUGAGGGCAACAAGAGUCACCAGGCGAAGGAAGGUUGUUGAUCAGGUGGAUGUGUCUGAACCUCUGCCCAAGAGACGAGUGCCGAGGACAGGGAAGAAGGAAGAUGGUGAUGGGAAGGCAGAGGAUGUUGAGGAUGAACCAGAGAGUAAGAUGGCCACACCAGCCAAAAGAGGAAGGCCAGCAAAAACAAGAGGGAAGAAGGAAGACAAGGCAAGCAAUGAUUAUGCAAAUGUACUGAAGCAAGACACAGAGGUCACCACCACCCCAGCCAGGAGAGGAAGGCCACCAAAAACAAGAGGGAAGAAGGACAACAGUGGUGAAGAUGUACCUGAGCAAAACAGUGAAGACACUGUGCCCACCCCAGCCAAAGGAGGAAGAGUACAGAACACAAGAGGAAAGAAGAGAGUUAAAGUUAAAGAUGAUGAUAAUGAUGAAGAGGGAGAAGAUAACACCAAAGACAAAGACACCAUGUCUACGCCACCUAAACGAGGGAGGAGGGUGCUGGGAACAAGAAUUAACAAGGAAGAGGAUGAUGAUAUGGGUCAAGUGGAAGCUGUGGAAAAUAUUCUUACUCAAAACAAUGAAGACAACCAAUCCAAAUCCACACCAGCAAAGAGAGGCAGAACACAGAGAACAAGAAGGGCAAAGCAAGAGGAGGAGGAGGAGGAGGACAGGCAGAACCUGCCACAACAAGAUGAAGACAAGUCUUCUAAGAGAAGAGGAAGGACACUGAAAACGAGAGGUAGGAAGGAAGAAAAGGAUGGAGACAAGGAGAAUGUUCCGAGACAAAACAGUGAAGAUAAUGAAGACAAAUCCACUGUGGCCAAGAGGGAGAGGACACAGAAAACAAGAGGCAAGAAGGAAGAAAAGGAUGACAAUGAAGUAGAAGACAAGGAGAAUGUGCCAACACAAAACACCAAAGAUGAAGACACAACUGAAUUGUCUCAACCCAAGAGAGGCAGGAAGGCACAGAAGGCCACUGAGGAACCUGAAGUGCCCGCUGCCAGGGCCACAAGGAGGAGAGGCAAGGCGGAGGCUGUUUCUUCCCCUGAGGCCAGGCCUACUCGGGUGACCCGGGCUCGCAAGUGUCUUGUAUAAAAAAAAGUACAACUCCAGUACCUAGCUACUGUUCUGUUAAUAUAGAUUUGAGUUAAACUCCUUCAUGUACAGCCUGUAACACACUUUUCUGCUAGUUUAGUAAACCUGGCUAGUUCAACUAGUUAUUAAAUAUUUAGAAGGAUCAGAUGUAGGUGUAUGGAUAAGACAAACACCUGCAUUUAAGGAAAACUACUUUUAAUAUAUUUUUGGAGCAAGCCACUUUUAUGAGCAGUUUGAUUCUGCAAGUGAGUAAGAAGCAAGUUUCUUAACUUUAUUUUUAUUUUAACAAAAAUAAAUUUUGGAAAAAAGGCUUGCUACCUUAAUAGGAUUACUCUUCAGUAAACAUGUGUGCUGAUUAAUUGAAUCCAUACUGUUGAGUUGGGCACAUAGACAUGGCACUGGCACUGGCAGGUCCUCUCUCUGCCUUGUCAAUCUGGUUUAAUUAAUUUUUAAUUGUGCAGACUUGCUUUAUAUUGCAAAAUCCUUAUUUUGUUUUUAUUUGUUUUUAGAUUUUUGUGUAAUUUGAUAUUUUUAAUCAUAUAGGUACCUUAAAAAUAAAUGGCUUUGAUGAGUAAAAGUCAAUGUUUUGAAAUAAGGCAAAAGUGUCUUAAGCCAGCAAGUGCCACCAUAUUUAUGUGCCUCGUGAAGGCAAAGAUAGCGCUGUAAUGGUCCAGGUCAGUGACAGGCUAUUGCAGCUUACAACUGUGUUGUUCUCUGGAGUGUUGAGAGGGACAACAUACCUGUGGUUAAUUAAGACAUUUGUUGCUAGGGUAUUUAAAUAGCAGCAACCUGCCUCUCAUACUAAGGAAGCUUAGAAGUUGUAUGUUGUAUGGAUCAUAAUGGAAGUGGUGGCAAUAGUGCGUUUCUGGUUUUAGUUGCAUGAUAUUUUGUAUAUAUGCACAUUGAUAUUUAUGAACAAAUAGAUUGUACUAAGUUAUAGGUCUUAGAUUCAAUCUAGACAAAAUUAUAACUAACUCAAUUGUAAAUUAAUUCAGCAUUUACUUUUAUAAAUAUAAGGUCAAUCCAAGCCUUC